Messenger RNA from Carcharodon carcharias (great white shark), 738 nucleotides. It is a transcript of the gene cdca3, whose product is annotated as cell division cycle associated 3. NCBI's taxonomy places the organism in Eukaryota, Metazoa, Chordata, Chondrichthyes, Lamniformes, Lamnidae. The transcript is spliced from 4 exons. The record is from RefSeq and is a predicted model, not a curated record. The annotation marks the transcript as partial.
UCACUUGGAGAGGAGGGGUAGCAGAUGAUGGGUACCUCGGGAAGCACCUGCGUGGAGACCCCAGUGAGAGUCGCGUACAACAGGCACCUCAGCAAUGCACUCGACCCCCGCUCGCCGAGCACUGGCAUCCUGCGGACUCCCAUCGAGGUGCUGUCCAGUCCGAGCCCCGGGGUCCCGGAGGCUGACUCUGAAGAGGAGGUGGACAUGGAGAAACCAUCAGGACCACUGGACCCUCGCUCGCCGACUCCAGGAGUGACUCGCACGCCCCUCAAACUCACCGUGACCGACAAGUUGAGCCAGCUGGUGAGACAACUGAGCGGCGUCUUCAUCAGCCAGGAGCCUGAGGGAGAGGCCUCGGAGGGUGGAGGCGAGGAGGAGGAGGAGGAGGAAGAGGGGAGCGACGCCUCGGAGCUGCCCGUGGACGAGCUGCUGGACUGCGAGGAGGAGGAGGAUGGACAGGCGGAGGAGAUGGGGGUCCCCCUGGCCUCCGAACCCAAGGCAGACCCCACCAAGGAGACCCCGCCCACCCCGAAGGGACUGGCAGCUGCUGCUGUUGCCGCCGCCGAGGGAACUCCUCAGCAAGGCUGCUCCCAUCCCCGCAGCCUGCUGCCACAGCCAGGCCCCCAGGUCACGAAGUGGAAACAGGCGAAGGCGGCGUUGCUACCUGGGACCAGACGCUCUCCUCUGCGGCUCCUGAGGGACGAUAACUCUCCCAGCUCCGUGCUGGCGCGUCGACAG